CCAUUUGGUAUCAUUGUAGUUUAGGCUUUUCCAUUUAAUACCCAAUUUUUUAUUUGUAUUCUAAAUGGUACCACUAUACUUUCAAUUUAUUCUCUAUCAUAGCAUUCCGUCAAAUAAAUUAUGUAAUCUUUGAUUUGGGUGUUUAAGGUCGAAAACAGCAAAAAAAGCUUAAAAAUGUCACGAUUUAUGUGCAAAAAAAAAAGUCUCGUCUUGUAUAUUUCGAUUUGUUUAGCAAAAAAAAAAGUCCGGUUAAAGUGUUGGGCUCAUUAUGAUCUUAAAGGAUAAAAUUUUGCAGUCGAAAUUAGAAAAAUAAGGAUCACAGUCGCACAAAACUAAUGUUUUAUUUAACAGAUGCUAUAAUAAAGAAUAAGUCAAAAUUACAAUGGUACCAUAUGGAAUAAAAAUAAAAAUUGGGUAAUAAAUGAAAAAACCAAAACUACAAUGAUACAUUAAUACCAAAUAAAAAAUCCCAUUUUUUUUAAAAAAAACCUCAUUUGUUUGUUUUAAAAAGAAACGGAUUUUAAAUUAUGGAACGAAAGGUUCAAUUAAUCAAAUCAAAGAUCCACCAAAAUUUAAAAACUUAAAAACUCCGGGAGAAAGAAUUUAUACAAAAUACACGCAGAGUUAAUAUACGGAGUAAGUCCAGUAAGAUACUCCACCCUCCGUUUUCCUUCCCUUCCUUUCCCUCCAUCUCCUUCAAUCUAAACACAAUCCCAAAAAAAAAAAAAAAAAAAAAAACAAACCCCACACACACAAUCCAAACACACUGUAAAGUGUAAAUCGACAUUUAACAGAGUUCUUCAAUGGAAUCCCUCAGUAUUAAUUACUGGCUGAAGCCAAACCCCAAUUCCCAGUUCAACAAUCGAAUUUACUUAGAUAAAGAUAAGACGAAGAUUAAAACGGGAACCCAAGUAAUUUCUGCUUUAUCUUAUCAAAAAUUUGUAGACUUUGCUGUUGAAGAAACUAAGCGUCGUACCCAUCUCAAGUCUUCUCCUUUACAGAAAAUUUUUAGCCAUAUUGAAGCUAUAGAUGGAAAGGCCAACCUCAAGUUUCAAUUUUUUGAAGAUUCUAAAAUUAGAUUACUUCGCAGUAUGCACAUUGACGGGGGUGAUUCGCUGCAGGUGUUGGACUUUGGCAUCUUCCCAAAAGCUGCUUUUGACUUGCCUAUAUUUUGUGCCAACUUUUUCAGCAGCUCAUCGAUGAACAUUAUUGUAUUGGAUCUCAAUCCAUUGCAUGAUGUCAUUACUAAUAGAGAAUACAAAGAGAAGUAUUACAAAAGUUUAAUGCCUCUCAGCGUUAAGUAUGCUGAACUUUUGCCAUGGGGAGGAAAACUUACAGGUGAAUCUUUGAGGUUUUUCUCACCAAUAGUUAUAUGGACAAGAUUUACUUCAAGCCAAGAGAAGCAUGAUAUUCUAUUUGACGCAUUCAGUGACUAUUACAAGACAUGGCUUGACUUGAUGGAACAUGCAGUGGAGGAGACUGCUGCUGACCAAAUUAUGCUCAACAGUGAAGCACAACAUAAAUACCUUACCUGGAGAGCAGAGAAGGAUCCGGGGCAUCCAAUGCUGAGGAGAUUGCUUGGGGAAAAAAGAGCAAGAAAUUUGCUGAGGAGCUUUUUAUUUAAUGGAGUUGAUGAACUAGGCAGUAAAACAUUUCUGGACUACUUCCCAGAAUACAAGCUUGACGAUGGAACCUUAAAUGAGAAGCGCAGUAUCAUGGGGAAGUCUUUUGAGAAUCGGCCAUGGGAUAGUAGAGGGGAACUCAUUGAUAACUGUUAAGCUUAAUUUAAUAUUUGGGCUCAAAAGGUUGGUUCGUCGAAGUUUAUGAGCAGUCUCGCGGUGUUGCAACAAUUGCAAGUGAGAAGCUGAAUUUGAGUUUACUAUUGGCAACCUGGUUCUGAACGUGAUCUGCUGAUCCAUGUUCUUAGCAUUGAAGUCUUAUACUACGUAUAUAAUGUGAAAUCAAUAUAUUCGCUUAAUGCUCAUGAUUUUUUUCCCUGUUGGUUUCUCUUUAGAUCAAAGCCUCUCUUAAGAUACUUUUUGUUCUUGUAAUACAGGUAGAUUAAGUGUUAAUUUGUCUGUUAGGUGUCUUAGGACAUUAUGUUAGUGAUAGAGCGGAAGGAUGUUUAAAGAAAUUUCAUUUUUCAAUUACAAAAGAGCUGAAUUAUGAAAAAGCUUUUCAUCUCUUUGCUUGAUACAAUGUGUUUUGAAUCUUUUGGUUAUAGUUUGAUUGAAUCUUGAUUG
This is a messenger RNA of Chenopodium quinoa (quinoa), 2243 nucleotides long. Its product is annotated as phytochromobilin:ferredoxin oxidoreductase, chloroplastic-like. Gene Ontology annotation, molecular function: phytochromobilin:ferredoxin oxidoreductase activity; cobalt ion binding. Gene Ontology annotation, biological process: phytochromobilin biosynthetic process. NCBI's taxonomy places the organism in Eukaryota, Viridiplantae, Streptophyta, Magnoliopsida, Caryophyllales, Amaranthaceae. The coding region runs from base 804 to 1778 and encodes 324 amino acids. The transcript is spliced from 8 exons. The record is from RefSeq and is a predicted model, not a curated record.